GGCCAACCCCUUCCCGCUGACAACGCUAGGAUAGCCAAAAAAAGCCCAGAGGGUUCGUGGAGCACUGGGAGGAGAGGGGGUUUGGUGUGGAAGCAGCAGAAAUGGCCAGCAAAGUGUUGGAUCUGUUAUACUGGCGAGAUGUGGGGACCACCGGGCUGGUGUUUACAGGUUUGGUUGUGGGUUUGGCUUGUUUGUUCCAGCUCAGUGCCAUCACGAUCCUGUCCAACCUCGGUUUAGGCAUUAUGGCCUUCACUCUCCCUGUAUGCUUGCUCUACAAAACCAUGACGCUUGUCCGCCUCAGUGAUGGAUCUCAUCCUUUUCAGUCAUAUUUGGAUGAGGACCGUACACUGACAGAUGAGGACACAGUUCGCAUAGCGGAACAAAUCGUUCUGCUGAUUGCUACGGCUGUCACCGAGUUGAAGAGGCUGUUCUUCAUCGAUAGCAUCAUGGACUCAGUGAAGUUUGUUGUGUUCCUGUAUUUGUUGACCUAUGUGGGGAUCCAAGCCAAUGGUCUCACGCUGUUGAUGACCGGUGUGAUAUGUGCCUUCUCUCUGCCGCUGUUGUACAAACUUCAACAGCAAAGGAUCGACAAGAUUGCCAAAGCAAUCAAAAAACUUGUAGAAAAAGGCACCGAAAUAGUUGAUCUUGUGAUUUCACUGGCCAAACCUCCACCAGCCCCAGCACCUUCCCCUGCCCCCACAGCAAAACAUAAACAGAAGACUAAAUGAAGAGGAGGGAGGGAGGGAGGGAGAGAGAGAGAGAGAGAGAGAGAGAUGGGGGUGAGGAGCAGAAAUGUGGAGUACAUUGAACAAACAAAGUCUUACACUGCAGCUGUAGCCCUGUGAGUUCAGCAGGGUUCGGGGGUUUGGGGGUUAUGAACGAGCGUUAUGUUUUUACAGUACAGUGCUAGGAGAUUCUUCAAUUGGUCUUCUGAAAAGAAUUAAUGUAUUAAUUUAACUCAAACUGUCAAACAGCUGUGUAAUAUUUAUAAUUAUUGGUUCGUUUUGCCUGACGAGGCUUUUUUUUCUACUGAUUUUCAUAGAAAAAGUUGAACCUAGUGACAGUUGCUAGUAUAUUUUUGUCCACUAGAGGGUACAAUGAGACCAUACAUUCACAGCAGUUCUGGGUCAGGACAGCAUGUUGCAGAAAUUCUGUCAUGUAAAUUUGUUUAAAAUUUUUGGAAAAUUACAAUUCCCACUGGGAUUGUCUAUAUAAUUAGGGUUUUAAUAUUUAAUACUUAAUGUUUCAAAUUACAGAGCAAUUCAAAACUAAUUUAAGUCACUUUAAACCAAGACAUUUUUUGCUUCCUUGUACGUCUUUUGUGCAACAUGACCCCCAGUAAACACACGUUUUCAAUGUUA
Molecule: messenger RNA, 1361 nt
Organism: Cyprinus carpio (common carp)
Lineage: Eukaryota; Metazoa; Chordata; Actinopteri; Cypriniformes; Cyprinidae
Product: reticulon-2-like
Exons: 7
Coding region: 102-728 (208 amino acids)
Source: RefSeq, a predicted model, not a curated record